This is a messenger RNA of Myxocyprinus asiaticus (Chinese sucker), 3468 nucleotides long. RefSeq names its product importin 13a (gene ipo13a). Lineage: Eukaryota; Metazoa; Chordata; Actinopteri; Cypriniformes; Catostomidae. Gene Ontology annotation, molecular function: small GTPase binding. Gene Ontology annotation, cellular component: nuclear membrane; cytoplasm. Gene Ontology annotation, biological process: protein import into nucleus. The transcript has 21 exons. The record is from RefSeq and is a predicted model, not a curated record. The coding region runs from base 86 to 2941 and encodes 951 amino acids.
AGACCUGCCCCUCGCGCACACAUGACAGGACCAGACACUAUAAACACCAUUUGAAUAGGAUAUAAAGAACUUAUUAGGAUUGAACAUGGAGUCAGUGAAUCCAGAGGAGUUCACAGUGGAGGCAGUGGAGAGGGCUCUUCAGCAGCUCUACUAUGACCCUGAUAUGGCCAAGAAGAAUGUGGCCCAGAAGUGGCUCACACAGGCCCAGGCAUCACCACAAGCAUGGCACUUCUGCUGGGCUUUACUCCGCCCAGACAAGCUUCCUGAGAUGCAAUUCUUUGGAGCUAGUACACUACAUGCUAAAAUCUCCCGUCACUGGUCUGAUCUCCCCGCUGGUCAGUUAGACUCCCUACGCUCACAGCUCAUCGCCCAGGUCGGCCAGUUUGCCUCAGGGCCCAAGAUGGUGCUCACCAGACUCUGUGUUGCUCUGGCCUCCUUGGUCCUUCAUAUUUUACUAGAAAUGUGGCCAACUGCAAUCCCAGAUCUUCUAUGUGCCUUCCAAACAGGAGAAGGUGUGUCCGAGGCUGAUGGUCAGUACCGAUGCCUGGCACUUCUAGAACUCCUUGCCGUUCUGCCCGAGGAGCUUCAGAGCAGCAGGAUCCCAGCAUCCCAGCGUUCUCAGCUGAGGACCGCUCUGGCUGUGGAGUGGAACUCUGUCUUCCCACUAUUCCAGCAGUUACUGCAGCGCGCAGAUGCACCCAGUCAGGUCAGAGAGCACGUGCUGAGGUGUGUGUCCUCCUGGCUCACAUUGGACAUUGCUUUGAAAGACAGUGAGGGGUUGUUGCAGGGUUGCUUUUCCCUGCUGAAGGAGUCUGAGCUCUUUGACACAGCUGUGGAGACCAUCGUCAGCAUCAUAUCACAACCUGAUUGUCAGAGGUUUGCAGACAGUCUGAUGAAGAUGGUUCCUCAAGUUCUGAGUCUUCAGGAGCAACUGAAGAAGGCCAUGCAGGAUGGAGACAUGGAGAUGUCUCAUGGAAUCUGUCGCAUUUCUGUAGCUCUGGGAGAAACUCAUUGCAGGACUCUUCUGGAGCAGGUGGAUCAUUGGCAGGGCUUUCAGGCUUUGGUGAACAUGAUUCUGUCCUGCACUGGGAUACCUGGACACUAUCCUGUGGAUGAGACAUCCAGCUCACUUACACUCACAUUCUGGUACACACUACAAGAUGAUAUCACAUCAUUGGAUGGUGAGCGGCAGACAUUCUAUCUACAGCUCUACAGACCUGUGUACUUCCAGCUGGUGGAUGUUUUGCUACAGAAGGCCUGUUUUCCUAGUGAUGAGAACUACGCCACAUGGUCUGCAGAUGACAAAGAGCAGUUCAAAACCUACAGGGUUGACAUCUCAGAUACUCUGAUGUAUGUGUAUGAGCUGCUGGGCCCGGAGCUCCUCAGAAACCUGUAUGAUAAACUAGGCAUUCUACUGACAGAUACAGGACACACGUCCUCAUGGCAAGAUAUAGAGGCUCUGCUGUUUGGCUUUCAGUCCAUUGCUGAGACAGUAGAUGUCAGUUACUCAGAUGUCAUUCCAGGACUGAUUGGUCUGAUUCCUCUGAUCACAGCCAACAGUAUUCAGCUGGCUGAGACCAUCAUGUUCACCAUAGGCUCUUUGGCUGAGUGGUUGGCGGAUCAUUCACUCAUGUUGGUGAGUGUCCUUCCCGUAGUCUUACAAGCUCUGUCCAACACGGAUCUGUCAGUGUCUUGUGUCUCAGCUCUGAAGAGAAUCUGCCGAGAGUGUCGACAUGACCUCCACCCUCACGUCAAUGACAUCUUGGCCGUCUCACAGGGGGUGCUUGUCAAAGACAUCCAUAAAAGCACUCAGUGCAUGUGGCUGAUGCAGGCGCUGGGUUUCCUGCUGUCAGCUGUGCCCAGUGAAGAGAUUCUGGGGAAGCUGCUGUCUCUGGUAACCCCACACAUCCAGCAGCUGGAGAAACUGGCUAAUGAGCCGCCCAGUUCGGCUAAUAAGUUUCCUAUUGUCCACAUCCUUGGCCUGCUGUCCAAUCUCUUCUCCACAUUUGACCUAAAUAAACAAAGUGAAAGAUUGGAAGUCCUGAGACCUGGCCUAACACAGCCACAAAACAACCCGGUGGUGGUUGUCCUACAGCAAGCCUUCCCUCUGAUCCAGACUAUUCUCAACAAGUGGCUGAAUGAAGCAGAAGUUGUAGAGGCAGUGUGUGCUGUAUUUGAGAAAUCACUGAAGACCCUUAUCCAUGACUUUGCACCCCUGGUCACACAGCUCUGUGAGCUCAUUGGUCAGAUGUUCAGCGCUUACCCACAGGCCUCUGCUUUAGACCUCACACGACAGUUAGUUCACAUAUUUGGCUGUGAGAAAGAUAUUUUUUCACCAAUAGCUGCCCUGUUGAAAUUGAUUACCAGCAUCACCAUGUCCAUUUUUCAGCUUGGCUCCAGGGAUCAUCCAGAUGUGGUGGAGUCAUUUAUGCAGCUUCAUGCUCAGGUUUUGCGUAGAAAGCGUGACCUUUAUAUUUCAGACAGUCUUGAUAUCAAAGCUGUUUUCUACUGUGGAAUCUUGUCAUUCAAAUUCCCUGAGACUCCGACACUUAAGGCGACUUGCCUGCUAUUUACGGAGUUGAUCUCUCAUUGUGAAGAUAUUCCUGCUGUAAGGGAAGUGCUACAGGAGGAUGGAAAGUUGCUCCUUCAGACCCUACUGGAGGCAAUUGGAGGUCAGUCUCCACGCAGUCUGGCUGAGGACUUUGCAGAGGUCUUGUUCUCAGUGAGUCGUCACUGUCCCAACGUGCUGACUCUGUGGCUCAGAGAGGUACUGCUGCCCCCUGGCUUCCCCAGCUCACAUCUCACCACAGAGAACAAAGAACACUUCUGCCAACAGAUCCUCAGGGAGCAAGUGAACAAGCGACAAAUGAAGGACAUUGUGAAGGAGUUUGCUCUCUCAAGUCGGGGAAUGCAAGGGACUGAGUAUGCAGCAAGUUAUUAAACAGACUCACCAUGCAAGACCCAGAAUAGAUCUUCAGUUGUCCUUGUUUUAGUAUUCAGGGGUCAAACGUUACACUAAUGACUUGUUAAACCAAAAGUGCACUGUUUUGAAUACAAUCAAGCCAUAAUGUCAACAUGUUAUGAUUGAAAAAGCAACAUGUUUUAGAUGUUUUAAACAAUGAUUUCAAUUUUUGUUAUGUCACAUCUUCUGCAAACAUCAAAGCAGGCAAUGAUUUCAUUGCAAAAAAAAAAAGAAAGAAAGAAAAAAAAGUGUUGAAUUGUUCAGUAUAUUUAGUAUUUUCUGGGUUGUUUUCCAGUCAAAAUAAACAUCCUCAAAAUUUGAUACAUUUACUUGUGAAGCAAAAUUGUGAAAUAGAGCCAUAUGUUUUCACCAAUUAUAUCCUGAAUUAAGUUUAUUUUUUUACCCAAUUGACAAAUAGUUUCUUCUUCUUCUUCGGAUAAACCUAGCUAUAUUUUGUUAUUUGCUUAAAGGGAUAGUUCACCCAAAAAUUUGAAUUCUCUCAUCAU